AUGAGUGCUUUCCAUGCAGGCAAGUGCUCGCCUGCUGCCUUCCCAGGGGUCGCGCCAAACCUUAAAGCACAAAAACCUGCGACCAACCAAACAAAACCAAACAGCACCAGCCACCCACAAAGACCGCAACGACCAGGACGCCGGAAGCCGAUGGCCGCGACAGACGCCAGCCGAGCCAGCCCGCCGCAGGACGAGCUGGGCGAGGAGGCCGGGCCGCGCCGGAUCCAUGCCCGCAACCUGUCCGUCUUCUUCCCCCAUCCCGAGCAGCUCAUCCAGCAGCCGGCGCCGGCGGAGAGCGCCGAGGAGGCCGACGCCCAGGUGCUCGACAUCCCGCCCGCCACGCUCCUUGCCCACUCGCCCUCCUUCGGAAGCGCCGGCUCGCCCAGGACCCGCCGCGGACACCACCAUCGCCACUCGCUCUCGCACAACUUCUUCCCCUUCCUGGCCGAGAAGCCUGUUUCAGCUGGCUCGAGUGGCCCGACACGUCAGAGCCUGGAGGACGAGCCCCGGCCAGGGUAUAAGAAGGCCUUCCGCGGCCCAGGGAUUGAGGAGCAACCACUGAUCAGUCCCAGCUGGAGCUUCCCCCGGACGCCCUUGACACCCAACUCCGCGCUUCCGAAGCCCGUGCCGACGGACCUGCACCACCCCGGCAUCGUGCGCACCCUUCCCGCCUCCAGUCCCCGCGCCCGACACACCCACCGGCCGAUGCUUCUGCGUCUGCUCUACACCGUCCUGGCCAUGCCCUCGAGGCUCGUCCAGCUCCGCAUCCUCGUCGCCGCCCUCGCCCUGGCCACAGGCGCAACGCUCUGGCUGCGCGGCCAGCAGACCGACUGUCUCUCGCUCGCCGGCCUCGGCUAUCUGCUCGUCUUCGACGCCCUCGGCGCCGCCCAUGCGCUGCUCUUCGACCCCCGCCCGGACGACGGAACGGACCGGCUCUGGGACGCCUUGGGCCGCAAGGACGCCGGCGCUAGCAUCCGCCUACCCUUCGGGAGGGCGAGAUUGGCUACCCUGAGCAUCUUCACCCAGGCCCUCUUCCUGCUCUUCAGUGCCAUCUACGUCUGCAAAGAAGCCGUCGAGCACAUGAUGAUGAGCCACCCGCAUGGUCCGGACAACGCUGGCGGGGGCGGGGGGAGCCAUGUGGGCCACUCCGAGCGCCACCAAUCCGAGAUGGAGAUCUCGUGCACGCUUGUGGGCUCCGCUAUCGGCCUCGUCCUCUUCGACGCCCUGGUCUCGCGCAACCACCAAGCAAUGGCCCUGAUCGCCGCCGGCGGGGGAGAAUCGACGACGAGCGGGGGCAGCGAGCGGAUGCUGAACGCGUUCUCGACGCUGUCGCUGGGCUUCGGCUUGCUCGUGAUGGUCUGCGGCUGCUUCAUCUCUCCAAGCCAGUCCGGGAAGGCCGACGGCCUCAUCGCCCUCCUGCUCGUCUUCGCCAUCGUCAAGCUCGUCUGGCCCGUCCUCGUCGACACGGGCUCGGUGCUCCUGCAGACCGCGCCCAGCGAGGCGGCCGGUUCGAGCGCCGAGGCCAGCACCCUCGUCCGCCGUCUCUCCGCCUUGCAGAAAGACCCGCAGCGAGCGCCGGUCCUCAAGACAUAUCUGGCCGGCAUCGAGCGGCCGAAGCUGUGGCGGCUGACGGCCAGUCCGCAAGGCCUGCUCGUCUGUGCCCUCGACGUCCGCGUCCGCGACGACACGCCCCCCGCCGCCCUCCUCCGCGUCUCCGAGGCCGUCCGCACCGCCCUCCACAGCCUCCCGCUCGAGCUCACCGUCGUCAUCAAGUGUGUAGUCCAACCCCAAAAGAAAGAAAAAAAUGGAUAG
Molecule: messenger RNA, 1812 nt
Organism: Puccinia triticina
Lineage: Eukaryota; Fungi; Basidiomycota; Pucciniomycetes; Pucciniales; Pucciniaceae
Exons: 8
Coding region: 1-1812 (603 amino acids)
Biological process (GO): transmembrane transport; monoatomic cation transport
Cellular component (GO): membrane
Molecular function (GO): monoatomic cation transmembrane transporter activity
Source: RefSeq, a predicted model, not a curated record